GAGGCUCCUCCCGGCCCCUCCCGCUGAGACCCCGCCCCUCCCUAGGCCCCGCCCACCCCGCGGCUCCGCGUGCGUGGAAGAUGGCGGCUGCAGCGGGAAGGUUGCUCCGGGCCUCGGUUGCUCGACAUGUAGGCACAAUUUCUCGGGGCAUUUCUGCCUCUGCAGCCCUUGGACCUCUUGCUUCUAGAAGAACAUGCUUGACAAAGAUCCCGUGGUCAGGGUCUCCUCAAGCCACGUUCACCUUCAGCACCAGCUCCUCGUGCCGUGCUCCUGCUGUCACCCAGGACGCGCCCUCCUUUAAGGGCACAGCUGUUGUCGAUGGAGAAUUCAAAGAGCUAAGCCUUGAAGACUUUAGGGGCAAAUAUUUGGUGCUUUUCUUCUAUCCUUUGGACUUCACCUUUGUGUGUCCCACAGAAAUUGUUGCUUUUAGUGACAAAGCUAAUGAGUUUCACGAUGUGAACUGUGAAGUUGUUGCGGUUUCAGUGGAUUCCCACUUUACCCAUCUUGCCUGGAUCAACACACCAAGGAAGAGCGGUGGUUUGGGCCACAUGAACAUAGCGCUUUUGUCAGAUUUAACUAAACAAAUUUCCCGGGACUAUGGUGUGCUGUUGGAAGGUCCUGGUAUUGCACUCAGAGGUCUCUUCAUAAUCGACCCCAAUGGUGUCAUCAAGCAUCUGAGUGUCAACGAUCUCCCCGUGGGCCGAAGCGUGGAAGAGACCCUCCGCUUGGUGAAGGCAUUCCAGUUUGUGGAAACCCAUGGAGAAGUCUGCCCAGCAAACUGGACACCAGAUUCCCUUACAAUCAAGCCAAAUCCAACAGCUUCCAAAGAAUACUUUGAGAAGGUCCAUCAGUAGAUCUCCCCUGUAGCAUCUCCGGCCUGACAAGCACCGAGCCUGGGAGCCCAUAGGCGUUUCACACAAGCCCAAUUGUGCUCGCACUCACAAAUAUUCCUCUAAGUGUUUUGCUUUCGUAACACUGGCCAAGGCCUUCUAAAGGUGGUCAGUUGCUAACCUCAGGAGUCCCUUACUGGGGACAUCUUGACAGCUAGUGAAGCUCUGCAGAAAGCCAGCUCCCAUCUCUUAGAUCAUGUCGUCAGUUGGUAAAGAAAGCACUCUUCUCUCUUUUCUUUUGUUCUUUAUGUGCCGGGCAUUUAGCUCAGUGGUUUCGCCGCCUGCUGUGCAAGCGCAAGGACCCAAGUUCGAUCCCCGGUACCAAAAAAAAAAAAAAAAAGAAUACUUUUGUUCUUUAUUUUACUGGUACAUUUAGCUA
This is a messenger RNA of Heterocephalus glaber (naked mole-rat), 1269 nucleotides long. It is a transcript of the gene Prdx3, whose product is annotated as peroxiredoxin 3. Gene Ontology annotation, molecular function: thioredoxin peroxidase activity. Gene Ontology annotation, biological process: cell redox homeostasis; cellular response to stress; hydrogen peroxide catabolic process. The record is from RefSeq and is a predicted model, not a curated record. Gene Ontology annotation, cellular component: mitochondrion; cytosol. Lineage: Eukaryota; Metazoa; Chordata; Mammalia; Rodentia; Bathyergidae.